Molecule: messenger RNA, 973 nt
Organism: Candidula unifasciata
Lineage: Eukaryota; Metazoa; Mollusca; Gastropoda; Stylommatophora; Geomitridae
Source: the annotation of a GenBank genome assembly
AUGGGCUCUCGAAUUCGAGACAAGGCAGAGCAUUUAUUUGAGGUCUUCCUGGAGAUUGCAAAGCCAAAUGGCAAAGAUGAUGUUCCCAUCAUCCUGCAACAGUAUCCCCCAGAUUAUGAUGACAAGGAAGCCUUGAUGAUGAUCCCUCGCUUUGCCUUCCCUUGUGCAGCCGAAGUGUCACAGGUGGACCAUUUUACAUUUGUGCUCACUGACCUGGACAGCAUGUUUAGAUUUGGAUACUGUCGGCACACAACUGGCUACCAGGGCUGUUUAUGCAUUAUUAGCUGGCUACCUUGGUAUGAGAUUUUCUACAAGAUGCUGGAUCUUCUGGCUGAGAUCAUCAACCGGUCAGAGAACAAUCACGUGACCAGCUUCUUACAUACAGCCUACACUCAGGAGGUUCCUUUACCAAAGAUACCUGUAACAAUUAUUUCAAAUCAGGAUAUGUUUAGUUUUACAGCCCCGGAUCCGAAUGUUUUACCCAGAAUUCCUAACAAUAGGAAUUUGACAGAGUAUUACAAUGCUGUGGAUCCAAGUAAUAUGAUGCUUAUUUUUGCAAGUAUGCUUCAUGAGCGCCGCAUUUACAUGACUUCAAAAAAGCUGAGCAGAUUAACCUCCUGUAUCCAUGCAGCUGAGACAUUAUUGUAUCCCAUGCAUUGGCAACAUCUGUACAUUCCAGUAUUACCAGCUCAUUUGAUCGACUACAUCAGUGCCCCAAUGCCCUAUUUGAUUGGCAUCCACAGCACACUGGUGGAGAGAUUGAAACAGAACCGAGUGGAUGUCGGGGAUGCCGUGGUCGUUGACUUGGAUGCUAACACUGUGACCACAGACUACGAUGACCUCGGAGACUUGCCUGAAGAUGUGUCGAGCUACUUGAAGAGAAACCUGAAGACAGAUGUUAUCAAGAAUUCAGUUAUGAAGACAGGAGAUGCAAUAUCCAUGGCAUUUCUUAAUGCUCUAGUCAGGCUUAUUG